AGUGCCGUUCGCCGCAGCGACGUGAUCAGUGCGCAGGUGUUUCUCAGAGGGAAGUGCGGGCUUUCUCCGGUUUCUGACUCCUAUUUCUUGUUAUUUGUGUGUGAUGCGUGAAUAACGCGCGGAGGUCUCCAUGUUCCCCGGGGUUUUACACGCCCUGCUGGCGGGGUUCCUCGGCGCAGUGGCCUCGUCCUCCGCCAAACUGUCUCUCGGCACGGAUUAUCUGAAAGGCGUGUGUGAGACGGGACUGAGGACGUGGGGAGAACAGAGGACAUUCAGACACGCAGAUGAGACAACCGCGUGUGAGUGGCUGCACAUUCCUCUCCGUCUGCUCUGCGGUGGGCUGCUCUUCACCUGUAAUGCUGUGAUGUGGACGUUCCUGUCGAAGGCUCUCAGGUACUCUUCAUCCUCUGCCCGAACCACUGUGACCACCACUGCCUCCAACUUCAUCUCCUCUGCACUCCUUGGGCAGCUUAUCUUUGGGGACAGCCUCGUCGCUCUGUGGUGGGUCGGGGUCUCACUCACACUAUCGGGUCUCCUGGUGCUACAACGCUCUUCCUCCACAAAUACACACUCUGAGACCUCAAAGAAAGAUGAAUGAGACCAUGUUAACUGAAGACGCAUGUCAUGAUGAACAUCAUCGGCUUUCUGCGAUUUAAAGAGCGGUCACCAAAAGUAAUCAAACUAUAUUUGAGCGUUAAAACAGUCCAGCCAAAAAAUACUAAUGUGGCUAGCAAAAAAUUAAAGAUGACACCACAAAAAGUUUAGAAAAGGUCUACAGUAGAAUAUAUAAACUUGGCUAUGGUUUAGAACAAGUAAGGGAUUUCUUUAGAAACUAACUGCUAAUAGCUCCAUUAAUUGCUCUUGACAUAUUUGUGAUGUAAUGAUUUAUAUUCCUCAGUGAAAUACCUGAUACUGCUACAACUCAUGAUUUUUUUUUUGCAUGUAUUCUAACUGCUAGCUUGUCACAUGGAUACUGUGGCUUGUUAUUGUAACGAGGGUGAACUCUAUAUAGCCAUGAGCUCUUAAUUGGUUAUGUAAAUCGUGACCAUAUUUAACACAGGCGGUGUUCUAUAAUAUAACCGCUGUAAUAUAGUCCAGAAGUGUCUGCCUCUGUAGGGUCUUUAUUUAGGACACGUUUAAAGGAGCAUUGUUCUUGGAGAACGUGAGACCAUAAUCCUGUUGAAUGAAUGAAUCCGGCCAUUUUGAGUUCUCUCAGCCUUUGUGAACAAAAAGCAUGGAAGAUCCCUGGCUUGUGGACCCUGGGAUCAUUUUGGUGGAUGGGACAGUACAGGAAUAUGUCCUGACAUGGGACUUGUCAACAACCACAGAUCCUUCCAGAUUUUUUAUUAACCAUUAUAAACACCUCAUAGUGAUUAUAAACACCUCACAGGGACCUUAUGAUGUCAUGCCAGGAGCUUGUGGGAGUACUCACUUGUGUGGGUCAUACCAAAGACUUAAAUACUGAACCUCCUGGUGUUUCUUGAGAAAAUCAAGAAAGAGAAGAAGAUGGAGUGAAUAACACAACGUUCAUGCUAGCAGUUCACUUGUGGGCAAAGCUUGCUCUGUGUUUUUUUAAGUUAGUUAUUUUCAGUUCCAAAUUGAAACAUCAGUAGCUUUAGUAUAGAGCUUCGAAAGGUAAACACCAAGCUAACCAUAAGCUAGUUAAAGACAAAUUAAUCUUCAAACUGUACUAGCUGUACUUAUGGUGAGUACCAGAAGCACCAAUAAUCUCUACUGCAUUUGUUCCUGUUUUAUUUUGUCUAAAUGUUUAUAAAUGCACUUAAUGACAGUUUGUAUGUGACAGGAUGUGGAAUCAAGAUAGGAACUAAAGUAGUGAGCGGGGAACAGGAUUGGCCAGAGCAGUCAGUUGAGCAGUCAAUUGGAUUUGUUGUGUCUUUGCGGUGUCGUAGUUAAUAAGAACAGAAAUGAGUGAAUUGCUUUAAAAAAAAAACAAGAAUUUUUCAUAAUUUGAGAAGAAUUGAAGCUGCUGAUUGGUCAGCUACUGCAACAGCCAUUGUGACACUUAUUAUUACACUUCAACUAGAAGUCAAUUAAACAGUAUAGUUUAUUAAGCAAUGAGUUAAAUGUAAACAGAAUAUGUAAAAGCUAUUUAGAUAUUUAAUCACUGCAGUAUGGAUUUUAGUGACAGAAUCAUGAAUCAUUUCCCUUUUCAGUCACCCCUCCCCCAACGCAGAAUCAUCACCCAAGUACUUUUAAUGUCCUUGAAUUUAUUACAUCAUUUUCUUCACCUGUGUAUACAUGUUGUCAUCAUGCUGAGAUCCAUCACACCUCCACUGUUCCUCUGCCCUCAUCCAUAUUAGCAAAUUGUGACCUAGAAACAGGUCUAGAGAAAUUAGAUGCCUUUUUUUCAGCUGUAGCAUGUGAUGAAGACUUGUGUGUCAUCUUCUCCUCCACAGACACAUCACUGUGAUCAGCAAGCAGCAAUGAUGCAAUAACAACUAGCACAAAACCAAGCUUAAUCUCUGAAAAAAGCUGUUUCGUGUUCUUUCUGUCACUGAUAUCUGAUGUGUUUCAUAUAUAAAUAGAAAAUCCUGAAGUGUUUUCAGGAACAUAGUGACAGAGUGCAGUUUGUAACUAAACAGCCAAAUCCAGAACUUCCACAACCUCCUCCAUUUAUAUACAGUAUAAUAUAGAAUUGUAGAAAAUGCAAUAUAAAUGUAACAUAAAAUUGUCAAUGCUAACAGCAAACAAAAGCUAGCAAGACAGAAGCAUGUGUAUUGCUAACCUGCUAGUGACAAAAAGUGAAGAAUGGUUCACGAUUGCCCAUUACCAGGAUUUACGUAGUCAAAUAGUGAAAAUUGCCAACACUAGUUGCUAGUGCAAACUGCUGACAAGUUGGCAAGCCAUGAACAUGCUAACUGCUCAGAUUCUACCUACAAGCUCCUUUAAGUGCUGAAUGCAGAGUUUGUAAAACUCCAGAAAAAACUGCUAAUCAACUAUUAAUAAACUGAAAAUAAUAAGGCUAGCUAGUAAUGGCCAUGCUAAUUCCCAGGAUUAGCAUUUAUUCAACUUUUUUUUUAAAGCUAACUUAUGCUUUAAUGUAUGUAUGGUAACAUAAAAUUGUGCAAAUAUUAAAUUACCUGUUUAUUAAUAAAGAAUAAUGAGUAGAAACUGGCCGUAAUUACACGUUCCGCAUAAUAACAAAGGAGUUGAUAAAGGAGGAAAAAACAAACAGAAAGUAUUAGCAUCUUAGUUUUCUUCUGGUCAACCUCCUCCUUUAAUAGUUGCAGGUAUGGAAUUAAUCUUGAUGAUAAGAUGAUGACUGAUGAGAAAAAACAUUAAUUCAGUUAGGUGAAAAUAUAACUGAUCCUACAUACAAAAGGAUCCAGUCAAAUUGCUAACAGCUUAGCAACAAAUUUGCUUAGCCUUUGCUGGGUAACUGCUACAUGCUAGUUUUCAUGUCAGCAUCGCUGCUAUUGUCGUAAUGGUUAAGGGAAUGAAUAUCAGCUUUUGAAUUGACCAUGUGUCUUAGCAGCAAAUUGCUAAUGGUGAACUUUGCUAACUGCUAGAUUAGUAACUUUUUUUUUUUUUUGUAGCUUUUUAUUUUUUAUCCAUGUAGCAAAACUCAAACACAAUAACACCUGCAUUUACACUCGCUGUGAAUCGCCAGUGCUUCCUACAUCCAGUUUAUUCUCAGUGGAUAAUAAAGGACGGCAACGGACCGACUGGGACAUUUAUGCUGGAUGCCUUUUUUUCUUAUCCAAAUCCAGUCUUGUGUACUUUUAUUAUUACAUGCAAGUCCCUGGCAAUGUGAGUUAUUUAUACGAACAUCACUUCAAUCUGAGAUGCUGAUGUUUAUUUGUUGUACAGAUGUUAUUGCAGUUCUUUUUGCAGUAAUUUACAAUUGGAAAAGAUUUUUCAAAUCGUUACAUGGCUACUUGUACUGCAUUAUCUUCAUGUUAAUGUUAUAAAACCUAUAUAAUGUGUGUAGAAUAGCAAAGAACCCUAAUGUAGGAAUGAGCAUAUAGCAUGAGAUUUAUUCAUAUUUAUCCAGUGACUUGACACAGCAUUUAAUGUGUCUGUUUUUUAAUCCUGAUGUGUUUCAUGUGCUGCUUAUACAAUAUAUCACAAUACAUCGACAUGUAUGCAAUCGUUGUAAACGUUAAACAACUUAGAACAUGACACCUUUGGAUGCAGACCCACAAUAUUCAAUUCAUCAAAAGUAUAAGAACAGAUUGUCACAGAGGAAAUAACACCAUGAAGCUGGUGACCAACUGAUGCCACCAGACUUCUUCAGUGAAGCUUCUUUCAGUUUUUGUGUUUCAGUGGAUUUCUCCUCUUCAGGAUGUGAAAUAUUACUCAGUUGGGUUCAGGUCUGUUGAUUGACUUGUCCAGUCUAAAACCUUACACUUUGCCCCUGAUGAAGUCCUGUGUUGAGAAUCUGUUUGUUUUGGAUCAUUGUCUUGCUGCGCGAUGAAGAUGAUUUGAUUGGAUUCAUUUCUCUGUAAAAUAUCAGUUUCAGUUUCUGUAGAUGUCAGAAUUCUUUCUGUUGAAACUAAAGAUUACUGAGAAGGUUCCAGAAGAAGCCAUGCAAGCCCAAGCCAUGAUACCUCCACCACCAUGUUUCAGAUCAGCUUGUUAAUGUUGGAUCAUUUCUUUCUCCACACUUUCUAUAGGUUCCAGAACUUUCGUGGCUCUCCGAUGUAUUUCUUUGUGGCCUUCUGAUCGUUAUAUUCGCUCUUCCCGAUGUUUAUAUGAUGGUUAUGAUGGAGUUUUACUCCUUGCUUAGCUUCAACAUGGCUUACUUUUCACCUGUACACAGUCCUCUGUUCAUGUUGGUCCUCUGUUCACAACAAAUGCAGUCUUCAGUGGUAAAAUUUGGGCUUACAAUCAACUGAACAGGAAUUGAUUGUAAGUCACAUGGCAGGCACAUAAUUCUAGUAUUUGCGAUCCCUUAAAUAUUGGUGGGUUCAUACAAAAUGUGCCAUGUUCUUUAGAUGUUAACACACCAGACGAUGUAAAUAACAGGGAAUGAAAGCUGAAAUUCUGAUCAUUUGUCUCAUAUCAUCUUAUAAUCUCAAACCCAAAUGUCUUCAGUGUAUAGCAGAAAGAAUAGAACUGGCUUGUUUUUUCCUUCUUCACACCGUUUGGUUAGACGUAGCUUUAAUUUGCUGGCUCUGACAUUUAGCUUGCUAUUUGUUACACUCUGUUUAUUUCAAUUUAGCGUGUAUGUAUUAUCAGGACAUGCCUUUUACUAUGUAUUGGCUGUAUUAUAUGAAUGAACUCUUGUAAAUAUAUGAAAUAUCUGUAUUUAAGAAUAAUAAAAAUAAGAAA
Tachysurus vachellii is the source of this 5295-nucleotide messenger RNA. RefSeq names its product transmembrane protein 42. The transcript has 3 exons. Bases 131 to 598 code for a protein of 155 amino acids. The record is from RefSeq and is a predicted model, not a curated record. NCBI's taxonomy places the organism in Eukaryota, Metazoa, Chordata, Actinopteri, Siluriformes, Bagridae.